Protobothrops mucrosquamatus (brown spotted pit viper) is the source of this 1822-nucleotide messenger RNA. It is a transcript of the gene DHCR24, whose product is annotated as 24-dehydrocholesterol reductase. The record is from RefSeq and is a predicted model, not a curated record. Gene Ontology annotation, biological process: steroid metabolic process. Gene Ontology annotation, molecular function: FAD binding; Delta24(24-1) sterol reductase activity. The coding region runs from base 33 to 1316 and encodes 427 amino acids. Lineage: Eukaryota; Metazoa; Chordata; Lepidosauria; Squamata; Viperidae. Gene Ontology annotation, cellular component: membrane; cytoplasm. The transcript has 8 exons.
GAGAAUGGAAAACAGAAGGCCAAAAAACAUAUAUGUGCACAGGCCGUCCUGGCUGGCUUACAAUGUCUCUUCGUAUUGGGAAGUACAAGAAGACUCUCAAGAACAUCACAAUCAACUUGAUGGAUAUUUUAGAUGUAGACAUUGAGCGAGAGGUUGUCCGGGUGGAACCUUUGGUCUCAAUGGGACAAUUAACAGCACACCUGAAUCGCAUGGGCUGGACUAUUCCAGUGGUACCAGAACUUGAUGAUCUUACAGUAGGUGGUUUGCUCAUGGGGACUGGCAUUGAAUCUUCCUCUCAUAUCUAUGGAUUAUUUCAGCAUAUCUGUGUGGCCUGUGAGCUUGUUCUUGCUGAUGGCAGCCAUGUGAGAUGUAGCCCGGAGGAGAACUCUGAUCUAUUUUAUGCAGUGCCUUGGUCUUGUGGCACAUUAGGCUUUCUGGUUGCAGCAGAAAUAAAAAUGAUCCCAUCUAAAAACUAUCUGAAAUUACAUUAUGAACCUGUGAGAGGGCUGAAAAACAUCUGCAAGAGAUUUGCUGAAGAAUCAGAAAAGAAAGAAAAUCAUUUUGUAGAGGGCAUUGUGUAUUCUUUGGAAGAGGCUGUCAUAAUGACUGGGAUUUUGACCGAUGAAGCUGAGCAAGAAAAGGUCAAUAGAAUUGGGGCAUACUACAAGCCAUGGUUUUUUAAACAUGUGGAAAAUUAUUUGAAAGCUAAUAGCACAGGAACAGAAUAUAUUCCAGCAAGAGAUUAUUAUCAUAGGCAUACAAGGAGCAUUUUCUGGGAGCUCCAGGACAUCAUCCCGUUUGGCAAUCAUCCAAUUUUUCGCUAUCUCUUUGGCUGGAUGGUUCCUCCUAAAAUCUCUCUUUUAAAAUUGACUCAAGGCGAAUCCAUGAGAAAGCUCUAUGAGCAGCACCACGUGAUACAAGACAUGAUGAUCCCCAUGAAGAGCCUUGAACAAUGUAUUCAAACCUUCCACAGUGUCAUUAAAGUCUAUCCUCUGUGGCUGUGUCCAUUCAUCUUGCCCCACAAUCCUGGAAUGGUUCAUCCAAAAGGAGAUGAAGAGGAGCUCUAUGUAGAUGUGGGAGCCUAUGGAAUGCCCCAGACAAAACACUUUGAAGCCAUGGCGUCCACCAGACAAUUAGAAAAGUUUGUAAGGAACGUUCAUGGUUUCCAGAUGUUAUAUGCAGACUGCUAUAUGACCCGCGAGGAAUUCUGGGAAAUGUUUGAUGGCUCCCUCUAUCACAAACUGAGACAAGAGCUUCAGUGUAACAAGGCUUUUCCUGAAGUAUAUGAUAAAGUCUGCAAAGCUGCAAGACAUUAAAUCCAACUCGUCCAUGAAGCAACUGGGAAAAUUUGGGUCUAAAUAAAAACUAUCUCUUCUCUUUUCCAAAACCCCCUUGUUUCUACUUCAGAGGCUCCAUUCCAAAUGUGAAAUUUAGAAGAAAUACUUCUGCCUUUGUAUGAAAUAUAUAACUGGUAGUAUUUGUCUUAAAAAGGUGUAUGCUUCUUUAUCUUCUUUCUAGGAAUUUCCAUUUUUGACCACUGUGGUUUAAUGAUAGCUUAGGUAUAGAUUGAUAUAUUUAGUAGAAGGAGGAAGAGCAAGUUCAGAACUUUAAAAUAGAAGAAUAACCUAUUAUAGAUAAAUGAAUGGGAGAUGUAUGCAAGGUCUGCUGUUACAGAUGUACCAUAGGCUCUUUCUGAGAGUUGUGCCAAAUAAGACUGCCUUUCUAAUGUCACAGUUGCCUAUAUCAGAUAGGUUUCUUUUCCCAGGGUUGAAAAGUCAUAAUUUGCAAUAAAAUCAUAAUUAUAACCUGUCUGAACACUUUG